Molecule: messenger RNA, 5777 nt
Organism: Eleginops maclovinus (Patagonian blennie)
Lineage: Eukaryota; Metazoa; Chordata; Actinopteri; Perciformes; Eleginopidae
Gene: irf2b
Product: interferon regulatory factor 2b
Exons: 9
Coding region: 927-1916 (329 amino acids)
Biological process (GO): immune system process; regulation of transcription by RNA polymerase II
Cellular component (GO): nucleus
Molecular function (GO): DNA-binding transcription factor activity, RNA polymerase II-specific; RNA polymerase II cis-regulatory region sequence-specific DNA binding
Source: RefSeq, a predicted model, not a curated record
CACACACACACACACACACACACACACACUUGCGUGAAGUUUCUAGUUUCGUUUCCACCAUCAGCAAUGCAGAAAGGGGUGUUUGGGGGAGAGGGGAGGGAGAGAGAUAGAGGAAAUGAAAAUGAAAUCCCGAAAAAGAUCGUCUAUAUCUGAGAAGACUACUACUUUUUCCAUAUGCCUCUACAUUGCCAAAAGCAGGUCAUAUUUGUAUAGUUAAUUUUUUUACUCACCCUUGCAAAUGGUUUACUGGUAGGCAUUUAGGAAUGAGCAAUGUUUAUUUGGAUCUUAUUUUCUUUUUAUGUCACAUGCAAUAUAUACCCAGGGACUAAAGAUGAGACAGCUCUGUGGUGAUACUGAUGCAUGUGUACAUAUAUUCAAUAAAUACAGUAUAUUAAGCAUGGGAAUAUGGUACAUUUACUGCAUUUUAAACUUUUCAGACCCCUCAAAUGGCUUUCGAAGCAAACAUUCCUACACAUUCGAAAUUAAGAAUUUAUCAAGGUCUGGGCAUCAAACCAGCGACCUUUCAUUUAAUGGGCGAACAUCUACUCACGGAGGUACAAUCGCCCCAUGUGCUUAUAAAGGCUUUUGUGGUUCCAAUAAAAAUGACCAGAGUGAGCCCUCUUCGCUCGGUGGUUCCUCGGGACCGCGCACGCAGCCAAGAAACUUCCGCCACGCAGCUCGCGACAGCCCCAAAGCGAGAGCAAGAGAGCAGGCAGGAGGGGGAUUUCCAACUCGAGCCCCCACUUCCCGAAGCAGCCGUUGUUUUGCUUUCGGUCUGAAUACAGAAACAGUGAAAAAACGACGGCUACACUUUCCCUUUUUCUACUUUAAACCACCGACAAGUGAACUUGUAUAAUUGGAGCUACGCGUGUUGUUGUGACAGCAGGACUGCGAGGCUGCAGGCCGUCCAGACUGAACAGGACACGAUGCCGGUGGAGAGAAUGAGGAUGCGGCCGUGGCUGGAGGAACAAAUCGACUCCUGCCAGAUACCGGGACUCAAAUGGGUCAACAAAGAAAAGCGGAUUUUCCAGAUCCCGUGGAUGCAUGCUGCGCGUCACGGCUGGGACCUGGAGAAAGAUGCUCCGCUCUUCAUGAGAUGGGCCAUACACACCGGUAAAUAUCAGAUCGGCAUAGACCGUCCCGACCCGAAGACGUGGAAGGCCAACUUCCGCUGCGCCAUGAACAGUCUCCCGGACAUCGAGGAGGUGAAGGACAAGAGCAUCAAGAAGGGAACCAACGCAUUCAGAGUCUACAAGAUGCUCUCCUCCUCCGAGAGGAGCAUGAAGAAAGUGGGAAAGAAGAAGACCGACAAGGAGGGGAAGCCAAAGAGGAGUAAAGAGCCGGCAGCUUCUCCGUCUCCAGUGAGGACUCCUGACAUCGGACCGAUCGACUACACCAAACAGGAAGGUGUCAAACAGGAUGUGAUCAAGCUGGAAGCACUAGAGUUCACAGUGACAGACAGCGUCUCAGCCAGCGACAGCUCGGUAGGAGACCAUGUGAUCACCAGCGAGCAGCUGCCGUUCGUCUGUCAGACCAUCGAGGUGACCACUGAGAACGAGGAACAGACCGUCAGCUCCUCCCACUCGUACCCGCUGCAAAUCUCUCCCGUGUCCUCGUGCUGUGGCAGCGACACAGACAGUGACACAGAGGGGGUCAGUGAAGUCUGGAGGAGGGACUACAACACAUCAGUUCUCAGGGUUCCCUCGUGUUCUCUCCCCGGCAUGGCAACCUUCGUCACCGCGAGCAAGCCCAACUUCAGGGUGACCAGCACACGAGACCCCAUGCCCCUCAUCAGCUACCACCCCCACGGCUGGACGUCGCCGUACGACCAGAACUCUGAGUCGGCGGCGACCGGCCAAACCCACGAGAUGCGCGCGAGUGUCAUAAUGAAAACCUCGGAUGCUACUUCUUCCUGACCUCUGACCCCGGGUGAUGGAGUAUCAUCACAGCUUGCUGGGCAUAGGAAACGACACGGAGAGUUUGUCUUAUCUGUCGGGGCAGCGCCGAGCCAAAACGAGACGAGGUUCAACACCUUUGAUUCUUCUGUAGCUUCUCUUGGCGAUGAAUCCUCAUUUUAAGAGGAGGAACUGCUGACUGGUUCACCCACACAACGACCAUUUGUAUCAUAAUUACUCACUGCGGUAAUUAAAUUACAAUUAGCAGCAACUACAGCUGUUUACACUCUCAGAAUCUCUCAUUUAUCCCGUCUUAUCCUCCGUCCUCUGUGAAACCUUAUUGUUUUACACUUGCACGUAAAUAGUCUCACACUUUUGCGAGCCCUAAGUGUCCUUAGAAGAUCAUGCUUGUGCUAACGCUUUAGCACACAUCAUGCCUAAUGGAAGAGAUGAGCAACAUUUAUCCAAUGAAAGAAGAUGAACUUUGAAAAAGCCAUAAUGUUUUUAACUGCACAACCUGUAGAUGAAUAAUCAGUGUUUCAUUACUUAACCUCAUAUUCAUCUACUCUGCUGCGAUUUUUAGCCGUUUCUCAACUGAAACUGAUGCUGUGUCUCAAUCGGGACACUCCCCAUGAUACACUGCCAUGUCGUACACUAUGAAAACGUGUCUAGUGUGUGAAUUUAGACCAGAUACACCCCUGCUGUGCCCUAAGGAAGUGACUAUUUCAGCGGUUAGCUAGCUAGCUAUUGCCGUUAUAGUUCGCUGUAUCAAACCCUUACAGAUGAUUAAUUAACCCAUAACAUUCAGCAGUAGCUUCUUUUCCCAACCAUUGUUUUUAUAUCUUUAUAAAAACCUGAUUGUUGUUUAGUGCUGUGUUUGACCGCAACAACAACAAUCGUGGCUGGUUAGCGUAACUUCCGAAACUUUGCCAAGAUGGCGAUCGUUGUGUGAGCAUUGUCCACAAUAAACACUUCAUAAGACCGUUAUGAGCAGCAUCAGAGUUCUCAUAGUGCAUUGUGGAACUCAAAACAGCAAGUUAAAGUACAGAAGUACAAGAAAAGUUGCUCAUAGUUCCUAACACUUCUCACCAUGAUAUCAGAACUAAUGACCUGCCGUCUAAACUAGUUCCCGCUCCCGUGAGACCGAACUGCUUGGAUGUAACAAACUUCCUGAGAAUUAAUCCCUCAGUCGGCGAACCAGCUCCAGCACAGCGAGCUGCAGAAAGAAUCAUAGGCAUGUUGUUAUCGAGACAAAAGACUUGACGGCGGUUGUGAAGCCCUGAUUGGCCCCGCAGUGGAAACGGACGUGUGUGUGUGUCCAUCUGUGUGUGUGUGGAGACCUCAGGACUGUACCCACCGACACACACUCCGACUGGGAACUACGUAUCCCCCUCCUCUCGUCCUGGUGUUAAUCAUGUACAUAGCUCAUAUGUAUGAAUGCCUGCAAGCCGCUUCAGCACCUUACGGACAGCACUAGUGUGUGUGUGUGUGUGUGUGUAGCCUUUUUGAAGAUGUGUGCCUUUUUAAUAAGAGAAGCUGAAUUCAAACUAGCCAUGCUUUAGUCUGCCGUGACAGCCGCAGGUAGCUUCUAGGACAUUUUAUCGGCCCUGUGUGUGAAACUGGAGAAGUGGGUUAACACACUUCUAAUCUUGACAUCAUUAGUUUAAUAACAAUGUGUCAAACAUCCUCAUAUAUUGGGAUUUACUACUUGACCCUCAUGUCUCACAUUUUAAAAAAGUGGUCUGACGUCCUUAGAGGUCAAAAAUGUGUCCUUUGGGUUUGUAUUACACUUUUGAUUCUAAACAUUCAGUCUGGGAUAAAUCAGGGACUAGGGAAUGGGAAUAUGGCAUCAACAGCAAGUCACCCAUCUGUGGAGGAUUCUAGAAACGCCAACCUAUUAACUUAAGAUACAUGAGUAAAAUAUGUUUUAGGAUAAGUGUUUUAAUUGGGCUUUUAUUUUGAAGGGCGCUGGUGUCUUUAUCUUGCAUGCUCAAUUAAUUAUAGACUUAUUAUAGGAGCGAAUGACAAACUUUCAACAUUGUAGAAUAAAGAAACUCACUCCCUUGUGAAAAUGUACGCAUUAAAACAAUCUGCAGAAUCUUUUAAAAUGUCCCUAAAGAGGCACUUGGGAUUGUGUUAGAGGAAGUGGACAUUUAGUUUAGCUUAACUUGAGUAAGCAGUAUCAUCAUAGUGAGUGCAUUGAUUUUGCACAAUUAAAUGACUGCUAUAAUAACAAGCAGGAAUAGGGAAAUCAGGGCUCUAUCCCAGAGGACCGUCGUCAGCAGAGAUGUGUUUUUUUUACGCUCCAAACUUCCCCUUUUCCCUAGAACACAGAGUUCUUCAUCGUCUUGUUUUCUUAUGUCCCGCUCUUCUUUUUACAUAAAAUGACUUGCUUACCAAACACAUGCCCAGGAUGCUGGGCAAACAAAGAUAUUUUGUUAUCUGUUCUACAAUGCGCUGUUGGAGGGUGUAUCUGAACGCUACCUGUGUUAGCGGCUAGCAGGCUAAAGCACGGUCUCUUUUUUCCCAAGCCUGCCAUGGAGCAGAGCUCCAGGAACAGAACUAAAAGUAGGAAGACAGUCUGACAAAUAGGAAUCUGCCAAGAACCAAACCACUAAAGGAGACUUUACACUGGAUGCACAUUAUUAUUAUUAUUAUGGUGAAUUAAUUUAAGAAUCAGAGGGGGGUUUGGUGACAGACUGUGGAGAUGGCUUUACCAAAUGUUUUCUUUAACGUGCCUUUUUAUUGUUCCGCAGCGCAUACUGAGAGGGGGCUCAUGAUUAUGAGAGGCUCGCCUUCAUGAACUGAUGGUUAAACUGCAGGAUACACUUUACUUUGGGCACUAUUAUGCUUUUUGGGGGGGGGUUUACCCCCCUGCCUGAAACGCCGCCAUUGUGACAUCGCUACGUAACACCAGCACUUCUAUUUAGUGCUACAUCACAUUGUACGUGAUAGGCUAAGGGGCGGGACAUCGCUAAUCGGUUGAACAAUCACAACAGAGCUAACCAAUCAGAGCAGACUGGGCUCUGGUUUCAGACAGAGGGUGAAAAGAGGGCAGUAUGAGAAAAAUAAGGAGCUUUUUGAACUUUAAAACAUGUCCCAGUAGAAGCACAGAAUACAAAUUUGAACCUGAGAUUGAGCAUAAUAGGCCCCCUUUAAAGCAAUGUUUGCAAGUUAUAUUGUCAAUAGCCUUUGCAAAUUCUGCCUUUACUUUAUCCAUGUUUUGUCCUUGUGGGCCUUUUUAGCUUCAGGAAUUUUGUCGUUGGGGUCACAUAGUCUCUCAACCCAAAACCCUGUGGUCGUAAUGACCAAAUCAGCUGUUUUUCUUGUGUUGCUUUGCAUAUAAACAACAUGAUCCAUAUUAGAUAUCGGCGCCACUGUAUCAAUUUAAAUGAAAUUGUUUGUGCUCCCUAUUGAAGCAUGGGUUGACCGAAUUGAAAACUUCUACUUGAAAAAUGUAAUAUUCAAACUUGCUUUUCAUUGACAUUGCGUCAAAAUCCAGACUAGUUAUAAAAAGAGAUGUAGCCAGGAAAAACUUAAGUGCACUUAUAGGUAGAGUUUAUUUGCUUUAUUUAAAUAACAAAAGGGACUUAAUUAUAGCCAAAAGUUGAUUACAUUGAGAUGUAAGAAUGUUUCCCAUCAUGUAGUUCCCACCUGCUUUUGCUUCGUGUGAUUCACAGCCAGUCAGAGCCGAGAGUGUCUCAGCACAAAGAACAAAAUGACCGUUGACUUUAAAGAGAACUGAAGACGGUGAUUGCUCAGCUACUCUCAAUGCAGUGAAGCAUCUUUAGCGUGACAUGUCUCCACUGUUUAUUCUCUGUACGUGUUGAGCUACAUGUGAAUCAACAUGUAAAUCUGAUAAUAAAGACUGUUUUGUAUUUA